UAACGUGAUAUUUAAUAUAAAAUUAAUAUGUUUGGAAAUAAGAAACAUAAUUUACCAUCUAGACCUAAUUUUCCGAAUCCUGAGCAUAUGUUAGAAGAUCUUUCUAACGCAUCGGCGGAUGACGUUGCAUUUAAAGUAGUGAAUAAAGAUGAAAUCCAAACAGAAAAUUUAUAUAUUUUGUCUAAUGACGAUAAUUCCGAGGACAUUUACAAAAAAGUAAAAAUUUAUUUGAACGUUAAAGAACAAUUGAAACAAUUGGGAACAAUUUUAAAAAGAGAACAAGAACAAUUACAAACGGAUAACGAAGAAAUAAGAGCACUUGCAGAUAGCAUCAGAAAACAAGCACAAGCUGCUCUUAUAACGUGAUAUGUGUCCUCUAUUAAUAAAAUAAUUUAUAGACUGCAAAUAUAUUUUAUUAUCUAUAUCAAAUGUAAACUAAUUAUUUAAUUAAAAAUUAUUUUUAUUAGAGCAUCAAAUUAUAUAAGCCAUAAUUUAUUGUAUACAGAGAAGUAAAAUCUUCUACAAUAUAAUAUAGUUAUAGACAUUAUAACUAUGAAUUGUAAAGAAACUUUAAUUUAUGAAUAAAAUGCGUAAAAUAU
This is a messenger RNA of Vespa mandarinia (Asian giant hornet), 599 nucleotides long. RefSeq lists its product as uncharacterized. NCBI's taxonomy places the organism in Eukaryota, Metazoa, Arthropoda, Insecta, Hymenoptera, Vespidae. The record is from RefSeq and is a predicted model, not a curated record.